AUGGAUACUACCAGCAACAGCAGCAGGCCACUGCUUAUCAUUGGCGCCGGGAUCGCUGGCCUUAUCCUAGCACAAGCAUGUCGAAAGCACAACCUGCCGUACGCUUUGUUCGAGCGUGAUGCCUCACCGCAUGCCCGCUCUGCAGGCUGGGGUCUCACCCUGCACUGGUCGUACGCAACACUUCGUUCGUUGCUACCAGAGGAUAUCUUGCUUCUGCUGCCACAGACAUAUGUCAAUAAAGUGGCUGUCGAGCGUGGUGAGAUAGGCAGUUUUGCGUUCUUCGAUCUCAGUACCGGAGAAUCAAGAUGGCGGGUUCCGUUGCCUAUGGGUGGCGAGCGGAUUAGAGUGAGCAGAGAGAGGCUUCGGUCAUUGCUGCAUCAAGGCCUGGAAAUGGAAUGGGGCAAGACCUUAGUCGGCGUGAAAAAGGGACAUGACGGAGUCGUGGCCGUGUUUAACGAUGCCACGGAGGUCGAGGGAUGUAUGGUAGUCGGCUGCGAUGGCGCGCGCUCGCAGGUCCGCCGACUCUGCCAUGGAGACGACUCCCAUAAUUCACAGCUCCCCGUCCGCUUCAUUGGCGCUGGUGCGCGAUAUCCCGAAACCAGUAUAGCUGAGAUUCGCAAACUCGACCCUUUCUUCCUGCAAGGCUCCGAUCCGCGUACAAAUGCGUUCCUUUGGUUCAGCUUCCUUAAUACGCCCUCUGACCCGGGCUCUAUAUCGACUGAAGCCGAUGAACAUACCGUGGACAGUGAGGCUAGUACUGGCAAGCUCUACCGCUGCCAGAUAAUGACGUCGUGGCCCUAUCGCCCUGGGUUUCUCGAUUGUGCGGAGCCGGUGGAGGUGCCAGAAAGCAAGGUCGAUCAGCUCAAGUGGAUGAAGAAGCUCGCUGAGGAUUGGGUCGAGCCUUUCAGAAGCCUAGUUCAAGGCAUUUCAGAAGAUAGCGAAGUGAAGCCUAUUGACCUAGCGGACUGGCUGCCAAGGUCCACUGCCGCCACACCGCUUGGUCAGGAGUGUGGUGGGCGGAUAGCACUCGUUGGCGAUGCAGGGCACGCUAUGGUUAUGUAUCGUGGUGAAGGAGCCAACCAUGCCAUUGUGGAUGUAGGCAGGCUCUUCGAACUUGUAAAGCCGCUCAUGGAUGGCAGAAGCCCGAGCGACAACGGUGCGUGGCAGACUGCCAUUGAAGAGUACGAAAGGGAAAUGAUCGAGCGUAGCUCUACGGGCGUAAAAGCCAGUCGUCAGGCGUGUUUAGACGCACACGACUGGUCAAGGCUUAACGAUGAGAGUCCGCUUGUGAAACGGCGUGUGAUGAGGGAGGACUUGGAAGCGGCUCCGCAGCCACAGCACUAG
Molecule: messenger RNA, 1344 nt
Organism: Baudoinia panamericana UAMH 10762
Lineage: Eukaryota; Fungi; Ascomycota; Dothideomycetes; Mycosphaerellales; Teratosphaeriaceae
Exons: 1
Coding region: 1-1344 (447 amino acids)
Source: RefSeq, a predicted model, not a curated record